AUGAAAAAUAAAUACAAGUAAUAAUAAAAAAAAAAAAAUUAAAAAUAAAAUAAAAAAAAGCGAAUUCCAAUAAGAUGUAAAGUUCCUGUAAAUUUCGAUUUUGAAUUUGUUUCAGUUUAAAAAUCAGAAUGUAUAAACAUAGACCCUAAAAAGGGUGUAAUAUUAGGAAAUAGUUAUAUAGACAUAGAAUUAUUUUUCUGUCCUUUUGAACCAAUAAAUUAUUAAGCAAUAUAUGAAUUAAAAACUUCCUAAUAUGAAUUCGAACAUAUAAAAGUUACAAUAACCGGUUAAGGAGUUUUAUAAAGAAAUUUGCGUUCAACAAUAUAAGUUAUUGAAAAAAAAUAAAACGAAGUAAUAGAAGAAGAAGAAGGAAAUUAAAAUUAAAUAUUGAAAAAACGUCAAAAGUAGAAAAGAAUAACUAUGAUAAAUAACUUAAUAGAAGAAAUACCUUAAUAAUAAUAAUUAACUUAAUAUAAAUAAUAAUAAAAUACAAAAUAGAAAUUAUAAUAUAUAAAUAACCCAACACAAUAAUAAAUAAAUAUUUCGAAUCUUCUUUUGUAAAAAUAAAUAGAUCCUGGUAGACAUUCUAAAGAGAAAUAUUUUUUGGCAGUUUUUAAUAACGUGAAUUAAUUAGAUUAAUAAAAAUAAACAAGAUUUUUUUAAUGUAUUGGAGAUAAAUAAAUACAAGAAGAUACAAUAUAUGAAGUAAGGAACUAAAGAGUAGAAUUUUAAAACAAGAAAUUUAAAAUGCUAGAAUUUUAAGGAAUUAACAGAUUUGAGGUUUAAUUCGAUAAAGACGCCCCUAUAAUAGAAUAAAUAGUUCCUAAUUUUGACUGCAAAUGGGAUUUUAGUAAAAACGAUCCGUAAAAAAGAAAAAAAAUAAUCACAAAAAGAAUGCUUUAUGCCAUUUCUAAGGUAAUACUGCGAAUGAGAUUAGAAGAAAACUUACAAGCGAUAAAAAACCUGAUUCAAUAAAUCAAAAAUAAGCACGAAUAGGAAUUAAAAAACCUCUCUAAGGAAAAGCACGGGGCUUAUUUACGAGAAUGCGUUUAAAAACUUGUAAAUGAAGAUUGGUAGAAAGCCGAAUAUACCAAUCUAAACAAAAAAAACCUUCCAAAAUGUGAACUUGAAUUCGAAUUCGAAGAACAUAAUAUUACCAGAACAUUCUACCCCAUCCAAUAUGAAAACUCGAAUAAUUUCUCCAAUUUUAAAUAUGAAGUUAAUCCCAGAACAGGUUUUGAUGAUUAUGCUUUAAUUGAAAAUAUAUGUCAAUGUGAUUCUGAAGUAAUGGGAUAUAGAAAUUGGGAAGUUCCUCCUAUAAUACAUUAUCCUCCUGUCGAAGAAUAAAGAGCAUAUAGAACAUGUUGUGAAGAAGAAUAUAGUUUUAGGGGCAAAACAGGUACUUAGAGAAAAUUAGAAAAGGAAAAAGUUUAAAUAAUGCCUAAAAGUUUUAUUUGGAAACUAGAUAUGCCAUCCCAUAUAUUGAAUUGUGAACAGGAAGGUAUCCGAUAAUAUUAAGAAAUUGAGAGUGUGACAGAAAUAAAUCCAAGUUACUAUUUAUAUCCUGAAUAAUUAAGUACUUAGGAUGAAUUAGAUCCUAUAGAAAAAGAGAAAAACGAAAUUAUUAUCUAACAUGAGUUUUUGAGUAAAUUGCCAGGACUUAAUAGUGGAAAUAUACUCGCGUUUUUGCCUAUAGAGAGGAAUUACUAUUAUUUAAAUCGUUUAGAACUACCCUUUGAUUGCGGAAAUGUGUAGAAUGUAGGAAAAUACUGCACAGGGGUGAAAAAUAAGCCAGAUUAUGAGGAUUUUAUAAAUGAUGAAGAAAAAGAAAUUCUUUAAAAUCUUAAAUAUACUACUUCCGCAGCUUAAAAAUAUGAUGUGUCUAAAGGAGAUAAUUUUUAGACUUUUAUUAAAUGUCUAGAAGAGGAUGACGAAGAUUUUUCGAAGUUUAAAUAGAGUUAAUUAGAAGAUGUUAGAGAUGAACUCAAAGAAACUGAAAAGAAAAUCGUAAAUGGAUUAAGAAUUGAGAAAAUUAAAUGGAUUGCAACAUUACCAUCUAAAACCAGUGAGUAUAAUAGAUUUAUUAAUGAAAAUUCGAAUAGAUUAUGUAUUUUAUGA
This is a messenger RNA of Ichthyophthirius multifiliis, 2118 nucleotides long. RefSeq lists its product as hypothetical. The record is from RefSeq and is a predicted model, not a curated record. Gene Ontology annotation, biological process: cilium movement; cilium assembly. Gene Ontology annotation, cellular component: cilium. The transcript has 3 exons. NCBI's taxonomy places the organism in Eukaryota, Ciliophora, Oligohymenophorea, Hymenostomatida.